Oncorhynchus keta (chum salmon) is the source of this 2123-nucleotide messenger RNA. It is a transcript of the gene serpind1, whose product is annotated as serpin peptidase inhibitor, clade D (heparin cofactor), member 1. Bases 53 to 1594 code for a protein of 513 amino acids. Gene Ontology annotation, biological process: negative regulation of endopeptidase activity; blood coagulation. Gene Ontology annotation, molecular function: serine-type endopeptidase inhibitor activity. The transcript is spliced from 7 exons. NCBI's taxonomy places the organism in Eukaryota, Metazoa, Chordata, Actinopteri, Salmoniformes, Salmonidae. The record is from RefSeq and is a predicted model, not a curated record.
UGUUGCAAACAGACCAAACAGACCAGUUCCUGCCAUCACAGAGAAAGCACAGAUGUGGGUUGUCACGGUCAUCGCUGUGUCCUGUGUCCUUGUCGGCCCCUCUCUCGCCGGGGUCAAGGACCUGGCCUCUCACUUCAGCUUCUAUGACCAGAGUCCGACCCCAAACACUGAGCCGGACCCACGAGGCCUCGGCCGGGGUGGAGCUCUGGACAUGGAGAACAUUCCUCUGGAGUUCCACAAAGAGAACACGGUGACCAAUGAUCUGCCCCUGGAAGGCUUUGAGGACGAAGACUACAUCGACUUUGACAAAAUCCUGGCUGAGGGAGGGGACGACUACAGUGAGGGGGAUGAGAUUGAUGAGAUCGCAACUCCCGCUCCGCAUAUCGACAUCUUCGCUGAGCCCUCAGAUCCAAAGACGCGGCGCGCACGACUCCUGAGCCUAUUUCACGACCGCUCACGCCUCCAACGAAUCAACGUGGUCAACGCCCACUUUGGCUUCAACCUCUACCGCAGCCUUCGGAACAACGUCAACCAGACCCACAACAUUCUGCUGGCGCCCGCCGGAAUCUCCAUCGCCAUGGGCAUGAUGUCACUGGGAGCGGGGCCUGGAACACAUUCUCAGCUCUACCGGGUGCUGGGAUUCGCCAAUUUCGUCAACGCCAGCAAUCACUACGACAACGCCACGGUGCACAAGCUGUUCCGGAAGCUCACACACAGACUCUUCCGACGCAAUUUCGGGUACACGCUGCGAUCCGUUAAUGACCUGUACGUGAAAAAGGAGGUGGCGGUGGAACCGAGUUUCCGGGCAGACACCAAGGCAUACUACUUUGCAGAGCCCCAAUCGGUGGAUUUCAGGGACAAGGCGUUUCUGGUCAAGGCUAACCGGCGCAUCUCGAAGCUGACCAAAGGACUGAUCAGAGAACCACUAAAAAAUGUGGACCCCAAUAUGGUGCUGAUGCUACUCAACUACCUCUACUUUAAAGGUACGUGGGAGCAGAAAUUCCCAAAGGAGAUGACUCACUACCGGAACUUCCGUGUGAAUGAGAAGAUAAACGUUCGAGUGCCAAUGAUGCAGAACAAAGGGAACUACCUGGCGGCUGCAGACCACGAACUGCAGUGUGACAUCCUACAGCUCCCCUAUGUGGGGAACAUCAGCAUGCUCAUCGCCCUGCCCAGGAAGUUCUCCGGCAUGAGGAAGCUGGAGCAAGAGAUCUCCCCCACAGUGGUCAACAAAUGGCUUAGCAACAUGACCAACAGGACGCGUGAGGUGGUCUUCCCUAGGUUUAAGCUGGAGCAGAGUUAUGACCUGAUAGACAACCUUAAGGAGAUGGGCCUCACAGACCUCUUUGAGGAGAGGGGUGACUUCACUGGGAUGACUUCAGAGAAGAUCGCUAUUAACUGGUUGAAGCACCAGGGGACGAUCACGGUGAACGAGGAGGGGACGGAGGCUGCGGCCCUGACCCAGGUGGGCUUCAUGCCCCUCUCCUCACAGAUACGAUUCGUUAUAGACCGGCCAUUCCUCUUCCUCAUCUACGAGCACCGCACAGACUGCCUCGUCUUCAUGGGCCGCGUGGUCGACCCCUCACAGAGCUAAACGCUUCGUAACUCUGUAGUUCAUUCUAUCUAGAAAAAUGUACCUACUAACAUUAAUACUUUUUUUAGGAUUGUAUUAACAGUGGACUAAUUAACAAAAUAUUUGUUUUUAUUAACUAUCUUUUUAAAUGUUCUUUUCAGCUAGCAUUCACCCAAAGUAGGAAGGCCUUUCAAAAAUAUUGGCCUGGUAACAAAUUCUGCUGAUCCUACAAUGGGACUACUAGCUGUCAUGGCGAACUCUAUGAACUUGUGUCUGAGAGAGGUUAGUCAGGAGUGUUCAUAUUUGCUGUCUGUUAAUGUUCCAUCUCUCUCUGGAAGUUGUUCGACUAGAAACACUAAGCUUUGGCUAUUCAAUAAAUGUUUUAGGGGAAAACAACAUAGUCAAUUUGACCAUGACUUUCUUGUUUAGUUUUUUUUUUUAAAUGUUUGAUGUUUGGAUUUUCUGAAAAGUGUUUAGCUACUGUGUAUGUAAAGUUCUGUCUAGAAUGUUAGAUAAAAGAAUAAACAAAAGCAUUUGAGACUGUUGAAAA